Molecule: messenger RNA, 4427 nt
Organism: Priapulus caudatus
Lineage: Eukaryota; Metazoa; Priapulida; Priapulimorpha; Priapulimorphida; Priapulidae
Product: aromatic-L-amino-acid decarboxylase-like
Exons: 11
Coding region: 74-1225 (383 amino acids)
Biological process (GO): catecholamine metabolic process; amino acid metabolic process; serotonin biosynthetic process
Molecular function (GO): aromatic-L-amino-acid decarboxylase activity; pyridoxal phosphate binding
Source: RefSeq, a predicted model, not a curated record
CAGCAUCUCGUGCAAGCUGUAUGGUUAGGCUGUAGCUGUGGGCUCACACACAAGCGCCAUAUCGCAGACAGCCAUGGAUGCGGAGGGAGUUCAGACGACGAGCAAGGAGAUGGUGGACUAUGUUGCUGAUUACCUGGAGAAUAUCAGAGAACGCCGCCCGCUACCCACCGUGAAACCUGGCUAUCUGGCUAAGCUGAUACCGGAGGAAGCUCCCCAGCAACCAGAAGCAUGGGAAGACGUGUUCAAGGAUAUAGAGCGGGUCAUCAUGCCUGGGGUGACUCAUUGGCACUCUCCACAAUUCCACGCCUACUUUCCGACGGGGAAUUCCUACGUAUCUAUCUGCGCCGACAUGCUAUCCGAUGCCAUCGGCUGCAUUGGCUUCUCGUGGUCUCACAGCUCGGUGGAGCGGGCCGGGUUGCUGGGAGCAGUGACGAUACGUAAGCUGGCCACCGAUGAGAACUUCACGCUGAGAGGAGCAGAACUACAGCGGGCGAUCAAGAAGGAUCGAGCUGCCGGACACAUUCCAUUCUUCCUUUGCGCUACGCUGGGAACGACAUCGUCCUGUGCUUUUGACAACAUUAGGGAGCUGGGCCCGAUAUGUACACAAGAAGGCGUAUGGAUGCAUAUAGAUGCCGCAUAUGCGGGCAGUUCAUUUAUUUGUCCCGAGUAUCGGCAUCUGUUAGAAGGAGUUGAGUUUGCAGAAUCGUUCAAUUUCAAUCCGCACAAGUGGAUGCUGGUGAACUUUGACUGCUCAGCGAUGUGGAUACACUGGCAGAUUCCGCUCGGCAGACGCUUCCGCUCCCUCAAGCUCUGGUUCGUUCUCAGGUUGUACGGUGUCAGCGGUCUACAGGAGCACAUACGCAGACAAAUUAGUCUAGCCCAGGAGUUCAAGGCCAUGCUGCUGCAAGAUGAGAGGUUUGACUUGAUCGCACCGGUGACUAUGGGUCUCGUCUGCUUCCGUCUCAAGGGUUCGAAUGACGUCAGCGAGAGGCUCCUGAAGCGCAUCAACGACGACGGACGCAUCCACAUGGUUCCCUCGAAGAUACGCGACGUCUACUUCCUCCGCUUCGCCGUCUGCGCCGCCAGCACGCACUCUGCCGACGUAAGGCUCGCGUGGGACGUCAUCGCGCAGCUCGCUGGCCGUCUGCUGGCUGAGGAGGAAGCGAGCGUCGUUAGCAACAAGAUGGCCGCCGUCUCGCUCGGCGUCGUCAACGGCGAGAAGUGACAUCUAGCGACGUCGAGCGAAGUUAGUUAGCAGUUGAACGUACAGAACAGCGUAGUAGGCUUACGUACGGAACUAUAUGCGUAGGUACUGGAGAUGCGAGUGGAUGACCGAUAGCGUUAUGUCGCUGCCUUCUAGACGUUUCAGUCAAAGUAAAAAAUGCGCGUGGAGUAAAAAAGUAACUGAGUGGAGAGGUCGACAAGUUUCAUAGUUUAGGCAUUAGUUAGGUUGUGUGCAGGAUGUAACACUACCCAAAAAUUGUACUUUUAGUGGCGGAUCGGGGGCUUGGUAAAGAAGAGGCUCAAAUACCCAUUCAAAAAAUGGUAGAAAAAACAUUUAUUUCCUACGAGAAGGCUGAACUUUAUUUAGAGUACAUCAGACAUUUUUGUCUAUAUAUCCCGAAUUAAUUAAGGAGCAUGCCAACAUGCAAACCCUCUGCAUGGUAAUGUUUUAAACCUACGGCGGUCGAAUAUGAUUGUAGCUUCCCGGCAGUUCCCGCCAUGAAUGCCCACCUAUGAUGUCAGUCCACUUUUCUUUGACAUAUCCUAGAUUCGUCAAUAUAAUAUGCGUUCAUUCAGGGGGUGAAACCGGUGGAGAGUGCAGAGGGCUACAGUCCCCGCCCCCUGUCGGGGGAAAAAAUCAAUAACUCGUCGGGUAACGCUAUAUGAACGAAAUUGUGAUCGCUCUUCCUCUGUAGCAGUAACUUAUGAGAGCAACCAUGCCUUAGCGACCCGUCAGAGCUCUUACACCCUGUCUAAAACCCUUGCCCCGCCGGGGACCUUACAGCCUGUCAAAGACCCUUAGUCCUCGUAGGGGACAUUUAGUCCCCUGUAAGGCACCUUGGCCCCUGUACCGGGAUAUCUCUGGUAUCACCCCUGCGUACAUCACCGUAGUCAGGUACAUUAGUAGUAAUACAUCAUUACCAUUUGUAGAAAUAAACUAUGUAUAGGCGUAACACGUGUGUUUGUGUUUGUGUUUGUGUGCGUGUGCGUGUGCGUGUGCGUGUGCGUGUGUGUGGGUGUGUGGGUGUGAGUGUGGUAUAACAUAUAGCACACCCGACUCCUUAUAGAGGUAUAAGCAGCCGAUCUCUUCAGGUGGUGUCGAUAUGCUAUAAGGGUCUUUGUGAGUGGAGGCAGUAUACGUACAUUCCGUGUACUGAUACAAUCAGUACACAUCCGAAUAAAUGGGAAACGAUUUCAUUUUCUACGCUUCGAUGAUCUCUGAUCAUAUUCGCUGAUGUUUUUUUCCUGCAGAAUAACAAAAAGGAGAUAUAGGGGAUGCAUACAAAUGUAGUCAUUUCCUAAAGGAAAUUAUUUUCUUGCUACUCGAUUAACCUGACAGAUGACAUUUUAUGGCGUGAAACGCCAUAAAAAAAAUUAUUAAUUUAUUAAUUUAUUAAAAAAACACGCCAUUUAGCUGUUAUACUCCCAAUCAUAUUUGGCAGUAUUAUUCACAGAAAAACCAAAAUAUUAUAUUCAAAUAUUUAAUAGGAUGUAUAAAAUUGUGAUAAAAAUGGCAGCUACGCGAUUGUAAAUGACAUAUAUAUAUAAUGUUAGCAUGGCACUAGCCUAGUGCUGGCCUAAUUGUAAUAAUGUUUGACAGAGCGAGCAUGACGCUAUAUAACAUUUAGUUAAUAACAACAUGUGUUGGUGUUUCUUAGAUUGGCCAACAUUAUAUUAAAGACAUCUAUAGUCACUGAGAUAGUAUAGAGGCUACAGCCCCAAGGAUUCACUCAGUAAAAUGUUUCGUACGUAGCGCUUGUCCACAAAAACGCACGAACAGGUACAAAAUUUUAAGAAAAACGCAUGUUAAAUGCUCAUGUGCUUUAGGGAUUAGUUUUUGCCUUAAUAACGAAUGACAACGAACACGACGAGUGUGUAUGUGUAAGCAGUAUGGGUUCAUGGCAAUGUUUAAAAAAAUAAGACUAUUCCUGGCUUCCUUUCCGGGUCCCUUACGGUAGUUGAUGGGCGAUUAGUGGUGUUCACUUUGGUUGAUAACUCCUACAUGGCGUCACAUUUUGAUAAUGUUUAAAUCGCAAUUAUAUUUCUUUGUCUCAGCUUUUCUGCCUCGAAGGGUGGUCCUUUUAUCACGCGGUGCAACGGGGCGCAUUUUCUCAGGAAAACAACGCGCGUUUAUGGGGACUUUUCGCUUUUCCCGUCGCAAAACGUUGGUACGACGUAUUUUACUGGGUGAACCGCUUGGGACAACCCCGUACAUGAUUAUAUUGUUCUGACUAUGUUCACAGAUAGGUCGCAUUAUAUAGAGUUAUUAGAAAAUUAUCGUGCGGCAAUCGCAUCAACGAAUCAAAAGCAGCUUUUUAAUUGCAAGAUGCUAUAAAAUGUUAGUUCGUAUAUUUUCCCGUUCGUUUUCUGUAAGUCGUUCGAAAAGUAAGGUCCAAAAAUAUUUUUUGAAAUCUAACACCGUAUCAUAUUUAAUCGGAUAUAUUUGACUGUCGAUGGCCGUUGAUGGUAAGUUUAUUUGUCACUAAUGUUCAUACCUCAAUUUAUUUUGCGACCCCACCCCAACCUACAGUAACACACUUUCCUACAUGCCAACAAGCACGUGUCGUACCGAACUGGGUAUAUUAUUAUUCAAGUCCAUUUUUUAAUCUCAAACCUAUUGCUUCUGUAAUCUGGUUCAACAGUUGUAAAUCGCAGUUUUAUCGUGGUAAAAAUAUACUGUGCCCUUCUUCUGAACUUUGUUUUGUAUGCGACAGUAGUGUGCAAAAAUCAUUUUGAAAACAAGCAGAAUAUGUGAUGAUCAUUAGUUUAUUUAAAAAAUGUGUAAAUAUAUUUUUUCAUAACAAUGAUUAUUUAAACGAUCCACAAUGUAAAGAACAUUUCAUGUGCUACCAAAACACAUACACCCACAUACACACGCUCGCAUGCACGCAUGCACGCACGCACACAUACACGUGCACAUUUACUCCCGUUCACGCGCACGUGUAUGAAUAUAUAUAUAUAUAUAUAUAUAUAUAUAUAUAUAUUAUAUACAUGUUUUAGUCGCAUAUGAAAUGUUCUUUCAUUAUUGUAAUGAUUCAUGUAUUCGGAGCACAGCAGGGAAUUAACCUCUAACCUACACACGGUCGGCUCACAUAUCUGACGUGCACAGCAUGUACAUACACACUCACACAACAGUUUAGCGUAAGAAGAUGGUAAACAAUCAUGUAUUCACGUUGUCAAAUAAAAUAUCUGCAUAAUUAUCA